AUCCCUCUCCGUACUUUUUUCUUCAUCGUCGAUAUCCCCUCUAGCUGCACCCACCCUCGCGCCAUCUGCCAAGUAUGGCAGCUCCGAUAACUGAACCGCGCUGCAAGCACCUUGUUCUGGAUGCAGGACCCUUGCUGUCCCUCUCCCCCAUCCGUGGGCUGGCCGAGACGUACUACACGGUUCCCCAGGUCCUUGACGAGUUGAAGGAUUCGAGGGCGAGGCAGCACUUCGAACAACUGGGACUUAGUUCAGGCGUCAACGUUGCUGUGCGCUCACCCGACGCUGCGAGCCUUGCUGAAGUGAUCAAGUGGGCAAAGAAGACGGGAGACUACUCUGUUCUCUCUCAAGCUGAUCUGUGCGUAAUUGCGCUCACCUACGCACUGCAACAAGAAGAGAAGAAGAAGGCUGAAGCUAAGGCAAAGGAGGAAGCCGCAACAGAAGAGACGACGACAACCGAAGCCACAGCUAGCACAGAUCCCGCUGCCGAGCAGGCUGCGGCCCCCUCCUCUUCGUCGCCCACUUCAUCCCUCCCCUCCGACGAUGAGCGCGAUGAGAGCGAUCCGAGGGAGCCUACAAACCCAGACGACACGAUCAAAGAGACCCUCGAAGACACCGAGCCUCUGGAUGUCACUCUUGAGCGCGUCGCCGAUGACCUCGCUUCCCUCACCACAACCGACGCCCCUGCCUCCGACGCUGCCCCUGCUGCCAACGAUACUCCUGCGGCUAACGCACCCGCAACUGACAACGCCCCCAUCUCACCAUCUCAACCCAUCACCACUCCUUCCCCUCCCCAAUCGUCCUCCCCCAUCUACGAAAACCCCUCCGACGACGACGACGGCGAGGGCGAGUGGAUCACUCCCUCCAACGUCGGCCUCCACAAGUCACGGGCGCUCGACCUCCUCCCAAGUGGCGAGCAAGAGCCCCAGACGGACGAAAAGGUCCUCGCGGGUUGCAUGACCGCCGACUUCGCCAUGCAGAACGUCAUCCUGCAAAUGGGGUUGAGCUUGGUGGGCGUCGAGGGUAAGCGCAUCGCGCGCGUGAAGAGCUGGGUCCUGCGUUGUCAUGCGUGCUUCAAAAUCUGCAAAGACCAAUCCAAAAAGUUCUGCCCCUCCUGCGGGAACCCCACCCUCCUCCGCGCCUCCGUGACCGUCAGCGCACCCGAUACCCCUACAUCCACCCCCGCCAUGGAAAUCCACCUCAAGCCCAACUUCCAAUACCGCCUCCGCGGCACCAAAUACUCCAUCCCCGCCCCCAAACCCGGGUCCGCGAAAACGGGCGCGGGCGAGGGUCUGAUUUUGCGCGAGGACCAAGCGGAGUACAUGCGCGCGAAGAAGCGCGCGGAUACGAAGCGUGAGCGGGAGGAGGCGCGGAUGCUGAAGGGGAUACUGAACCGGGGAGCGGAGGGGCGGGGGGCCACAGCCGUCGGCAGCUGGAUGGACCCGGAUUGGGUGCCGGAGAUGAUUGCGGUGGGGGCGGGAGGGAAGGGGAGGACGUCGCGGAAGGAUGGGGAUAUGCCCUCCAUUGGGUAUGGGAGGAAAAACCCGAACGAGCGGAGACGGAGUAAGAAGUGA
Messenger RNA from Schizophyllum commune H4-8, 1571 nucleotides. RefSeq lists its product as uncharacterized. The record is from RefSeq and is a predicted model, not a curated record. Bases 75 to 1571 code for a protein of 498 amino acids. Gene Ontology annotation, biological process: ribosomal small subunit biogenesis; maturation of SSU-rRNA. The transcript has 4 exons. Gene Ontology annotation, molecular function: RNA endonuclease activity. Gene Ontology annotation, cellular component: preribosome, small subunit precursor. Lineage: Eukaryota; Fungi; Basidiomycota; Agaricomycetes; Agaricales; Schizophyllaceae.